ACCAUUCCGGCACCGUAGCUGACGGACAAAUACCCAGAAUGCAUCGCUAUGGCUCAUAGCGCCAUCUUUGGAAAACCGUGGUGUAGAAGAACCUGAUUUAGACUCGUGUGUUUCAUUUAACGUUUGGUAGAUAUUUGAAUGUUUGCCCUUUGGUAGCAUCCUUUCCGUUGUUAAAAAAGUGCGAUGGGGGUGAAGGUGCAGCGACCUCGCUGCUUCAUUGACAUCACCAUCAGUAACGUACCAGUGGGAAGGGUGAUAAUCGAGCUAUUCUCUGAUGUGUGCCCGAAGACUUGUGAGAACUUCCGUUCUCUGUGCACAGGUGAGAUGGGUCUGGGGAAGAGCACCCAAAAGCCUUUGCACUACAAGGGAUGUUUGUUUCACAGAGUAGUGAAGGACUUCAUGAUCCAAGGAGGGGAUUUUAGCGAAGGUAAUGGCCGAGGUGGUGAAUCAAUAUAUGGAGGGUUCUUUGAAGAUGAAAGCUUCUCCAUCAAAACCAACAAGGAGGGUCUCCUGUGUAUGGCCAACAGGGGGAAGGACACCAACGGCUCUCAGUUUUUCAUAACUACAAAGCCAACACCUCACCUUGAUGGCCUCCACGUGGUGUUUGGCCAGGUGAUCUCUGGUCAGGACAUCGUCAGGUCUAUUGAGAAUCAGAAGACCGACCCUAACAAUCGACCAGUUUGCGAGGUGAAGAUGGUUAACUGUGGUGAGCUUGUCCCCAAACCCAAAGCUAAGAAAGAGAAGAAACAUCACAAGUCGGCCUCCAGUGAGAGCGAGAGCGACUCUGACUCUUCAUCCGACUCCUCCUCAGACUCGGAUGACUCUGAGAAGGAGUCCAAGAAGAAGAAGAAGAAGAAGCACAAGAAGGAGGCAAAGAAGAAGAAGAAGGAGCAGAAACGCAAAAGGAAGGAAAAAAAGGGGUCUGAGGAAGAGCCUGAGGGGGAGGCUGAGGCCCAGCAGUUGUCAACCAUCCGUCCGGAGGAAGUACCGCCCAUCCCAGAGAACCGCUUCCUGAUGCGAGGCAGCCCCCUUCCCAGAGAGGACGCUUUGAAGGACAAGAGCAAGGAGAAUGCUGGGAAAGACCGACAGAAGGAGAGGGACAGGGACAGGGAGCGAGAGAGACAGAGGGACAGGCCCAUGUUGAACUCCAGGCAACCAAAUCGCGGCAGGCUGGUGAUGACUCGCUCUGGCAGAAAAAUAAAAGGCAGAGGCCCCAGGAGGUAUCGCACACCCUCUCGUUCCCGCUCUCGCUCUUGGGACCGCUUCAGACGCAGUGAGACUCCUCCCCACUGGCGUCAGGAAAUGCAGCGCACGCAGAGAGCCCAGCGCACUCGCAACAUCAGUGAGGACCGUUGGAUCAAAGGAGACAAGGGAGACAUGGAGAAAGAGAAGCCAACCUCCGAACCUGAGGUGAAAGAAGCCGAGAGGAAGAACUCUGAGGGGGAGCGAAAGAACUCUCGCGAGAGAGAGCGAGAUCGAAGAACUUCUGACAAAGAAAAGGAGAAAGAGAAGGAGAAGAAGACUUCCGAGAAGGGCCGAGAGAAGUCCCAGAGUCCAUCCAGGCAGAAGGACAAGGACCGAAAGAGCCGGCGCCACCACUCCAGGAGCAGAGAACGGGACGGACAAAAGAAGACAGAAGGAGAGAAGGAGGAAGACGAGGCUCGGAAGAGGAAGGGGCAGUCCCGUAGCAGGAGUGGCGAGAAGAGAAGCGACGGGGACCGCAGGCGUAGUCGGACGGAUGACGAGAAGGCCCGCUCCCGAAGCAAGGACAGGAAUGAGAGGGACGACAAGAAGGAGAAAGAGAAGGAAAAGAAGCCGUCAGGAACAGGAGAACAAGAAAGGAGCAAGAGCAAAGACAAGAGCCGACACUCCGAGACGGAUGGUAAAGACAAACCGAAGGAGGAGAUGGAGGAGAAGAAAAUAAAGAACGGAGAGCAGGAGAAGGAGAAGGCGAAGUCACGCAGCAAAGAAAGAGACUCCAGAACGGACAAAGAUGCCCGGCGCAGGUCCAGAUCCAGAGGGCGUGGACAGGUCCAGGGUGGCCAAUCGCGUGACCGGACACAAGAUAAAGGGAGAAGCCGUAGCCGAGACCGAGACCGGCAGCGUAGCCGAGAUCGCCGGAACAGGCGCUCCAGGAGUCGGGAGAGGGAGAGGGAACGAGAGCGAGACAGAGGCCGAGAACGAGAGAAGGAACGAGAGAGAAGGAGGAGCAGGGACGAAUCAAGGAGCCGAGACGGCCGGCGAGACAAGAAAUCCAGGAGCCGAGAUCGCUCGUCCAAUCAACGGAGGAGUAGAGAGAGGGAGGAGGACCGGAAGAGGAGGAGGAGAGAUCGUAGCAGCAGCAGUAGCAGUAGUAGUGGUAGCAGCAGCGGUUCCGACAGGGAGAAGAACAAGAACAAACAGAAGAGGAGCGUCAGCCCGAAAGGAAAACGACCAAAUAGCCGGGAGAAGAGGCGAGACAAAUCACAAAGCCCCAGGAGGAACCGGGACCAUCGUAAAGAUGACAAAAACAGAUCCAGCUCCAGUGAUAGCGAUUAGACUCGUCAUCAUAGGAGCGGUGACGCCACCCUUCACCACGGCCUGUGUGACGGCAACCGUCUACAGGGUAAAAAUGAUAGCGGUUUGAAUGGGUGUUGGAGGGAGUGAUGGGUGCACUCCCACUGGAGUGUUUUAAGAACUGUAAACACCAAAUCCACACCAUGUUUUGCAGUCAUAGACAUAUCCUAUUUUAAAUUGGACUCUAGUUGGUAAGACCUGACUUUGAAUGCCCUCAGUAAUGCAACAAUGUGAAGUCAAAAUAUUUUUUCUGGGAAAUGUGUUGCCCCCUCAUCCUCCUAUGUUAUUGCUGUGAUUGACCACAACCUGUCUGCCAAAUAGAAAUAAUAAAAUAGCUGACAUUGCAAAGUAAUUGUUGAAGAUAAUUAACACUUUUACUCUAAGGGCAUACUUACAGGUAGUGGAAGUGGUGAUAUGAAGUUGCAGAAGAGUAACAUUAAUUUAAUCAGUAAACUGUUUAAUUUGAGACGAAAUGCUUUGACCUGGAAUGGGAUUGAUCAUUUUAAUUCGUUUUUGUUUAAAAUGUGUGUGUUCAGUUUCGUAGCUCCAUGGGUAUAUCCAUUGAAACAGGGGAAAUUAGUGUUACGGUUUUUUUUUUUUAUCAGCGUGUAAUAUUUGUAAUGAUAAAUGUGGUGGAAAUGUCAACUCUGGUUUAUCCCAUUAAAGGUUUUUGGGGGCUGUCUCACCCGUCA
Messenger RNA from Clupea harengus (Atlantic herring), 3248 nucleotides. It is a transcript of the gene ppig, whose product is annotated as peptidylprolyl isomerase G (cyclophilin G). The record is from RefSeq and is a predicted model, not a curated record. Gene Ontology annotation, biological process: protein folding; protein peptidyl-prolyl isomerization. NCBI's taxonomy places the organism in Eukaryota, Metazoa, Chordata, Actinopteri, Clupeiformes, Clupeidae. Gene Ontology annotation, cellular component: cytoplasm; mitochondrion. Gene Ontology annotation, molecular function: peptidyl-prolyl cis-trans isomerase activity; cyclosporin A binding.